Neocloeon triangulifer is the source of this 1903-nucleotide messenger RNA. RefSeq names its product trafficking protein particle complex subunit 12. The coding region runs from base 146 to 1741 and encodes 531 amino acids. Gene Ontology annotation, cellular component: TRAPP complex; Golgi apparatus. The record is from RefSeq and is a predicted model, not a curated record. The transcript has 8 exons. Gene Ontology annotation, molecular function: protein binding. NCBI's taxonomy places the organism in Eukaryota, Metazoa, Arthropoda, Insecta, Ephemeroptera, Baetidae.
GCGACAGUCAGGCGAGGCGGAGUGCAAAUGUACACACUGCCCAGAAUCCACCCUAGGGCGAUGCCGCUCCGACCUCGAUUUCACCCCUCUGGAAUGAGGACGGGCUCGCUUUUUUAAAUGCGAUCAAAGCCUUAGAUAUCAGGAGAUGGAAGGUGCCCCUGUGGACCAGAUAUCGGCAAAGGUAGCUGCAGUGAACUUAAAUGACGCAGGCGAUGAGGGUGUUCAAGUGCAGACUUCCAACCUGAGCAGCUACUUCAGCAACAACCCAGCGCCAAGCACGGCAUCGUUCUUUGACCAAAUUUCUCACCCCGACCCAAGAAAAGCACCAAGUUCAAUGCCAGCGCAACUCUUUCUGCAAAAUCCUCAAGAUCAGCUGAGCAACCAAUUUGUCGGUGGUCAAAUUGUGACUGACCUUGCAUUGGCGCCACCGCCUCCUGAGGAUCUUUACAGCAGCGGAGGAUCGGAGGUCGAUCGAAGAAGGAAUGCAUGGAUUCCCUCAGAGGAAGUAAGAAAAGUCCUUGUGGCCGCUGCAACAAACUCACCUAGCAUACCCAAUUUAGAGGACACACUCACCAAACCCGGGGUUGUUUUAGAGGAAGAUAUGGUUGACACAGUGCACGAACUGGUUCUGCAUUACUUGGGAGAAGCAGAAGCUGCUAAAAGAAAGGUUUUGACUGCCUCAGAUGUCACUCAAGAUGAUCGGGGACUUCGAGAUUUGAUUCAAGCUGGUUGCAUUCGAGCUGCUGUAAAUUUGACCGGACGCCUUCUGUCAAUGUACGGUCAAGGCGCUGGGCGUUCUGGAUACCCAACCAAGCACACUCCACAUUCCAUCCAGCUCUGGUCCACCAGAAUAGCACUUUUAGUAAAACUGCGAUCGUUCUCUUUGGCCGAAGUUGAAGCAGAGCCCUUUGGAGACCUUGAGAGACCAGACCUGUACUUCCAAUAUUACCCUGACAUGUAUGGAAACAGACCUGGCACAAUGGUCCCGUUUUCUUUUAGACUGCUCCUUGCUGAAUUACCUCAGUACCUGAAUAAGGCCAAGGAGUCCCUCAUUAGGCUUCCAAAAAUUUUAGCUGUCGUCAAGAAGAUUUUAGAGAACUUGGACGCUGGUCUAAUGGAAGAUGGAAGUCCAAUUAGCAUAUCAGAAGCAGACCGAGCAGAAUCAAAAAAGUUGUGGCGUUCGAGAGAAAUUCGUGUAUUAUACUCAGUCGCUAACUGUGCAAUAUUCCAAAAGUCAUUUGAGUUGGCCGUGGAUGUGAUAGAACAAUUAAUUGAGAAAGAACCAAACAAUAAAAAAUCACUUCAGUCGGCGCUCGGCCGUUUGAUGCUUAUGCUCGGAGACGUGUCUGCAGCAGAAAACUACUUUUCUGUCUGCGACCCUGCCGAAACAAGGUCAAUCAUUGAUAGAGGUCUGGUUGCUAUCACACAAAAUGCCUUUCAAGAAGCCCAUGAUAUUUUUGCAAAAGUCCUCGUCAAAGAACCCAGCAAUGUUUUGGUUAUCAACAAUAUGGCUAUAUGUUUGCUGUACAUGGGAAAAUUAAAGGAUUCGAUCAAACUGCUCGAGGAUGCGUUAAGCAAGAAUCAAGUAUCGGCAUUGCAUGAAAGCAUUUUACUCAACAUUUGCACACUUUACGAACUUGAGUCGACCGUUUGUCUGGAGCAGAAAUUGUCAAUCUUAAAGCUCUUGAUACACUACAAAGGUGAUGGUAUCAAUAUGGCUUGCCUAAAAUUGCAAGUCUAAAUCUAUUUGCCUAUUGUCACAGCCGAUCUCGCUGGUUUCAUCUCUUGUUGAUUACUUUUAAGAAAAUAAUUUUCCAAGUUUUUGUGUUUAAAAAUUUUAACUAUAAAAAUUCAAAAUGGGCUUGUUGCCACAUAUCCAAUUAAAUAUCAUAUUGCUAAAUUA